Messenger RNA from Naegleria fowleri, 1524 nucleotides. RefSeq lists its product as uncharacterized. Bases 1 to 1524 code for a protein of 507 amino acids. The record is from RefSeq and is a predicted model, not a curated record. Lineage: Eukaryota; Heterolobosea; Eutetramitea; Acrasida; Naegleriidae. The transcript is spliced from 2 exons.
AUGUCGGAAGUGAGCAACAGCAGUACUGCUCUUCCUUCUUCUACGAUACAAGGAGUAUUGAAUACUUCACGAUCGGCAUCAGCAUCAACAUCGACCACAACCACUACAGCAACAACAUCGUACCAGACGAGUAGUUCUUGUCCAACCGUACAUCCACAAGUGUUGCAACAGGAUCGGAUCACAUCGGAAGGAGGAGAAGAGGACUCGAUUGGAAGUCAGGCUCAUCAGUUACGGAGAGGAAGCCCACCAACACGAAAUUUAAAAACACAAGGAGAUGUUGAUUCUAUUAGAAAUUUACAAAAUAGAAGAACAAGUACUAGCACGAACGAAUUGUCAACUUUGAAACAAUAUGGAAAAAGUAGAUCUAGUAAUGAUCCGAGCAAGUUAUUGGGAACAAGGGACACUAGAAAAUCAAAAAUUCCUCUCCCUAUUAAUUUUAAAGAAGUGGAUAGAAAAUGGAAAUGUGUCGAGGACAAGCAUGCCACAAUUUCAAGGACCUAUGAAGUUGAAGGAGUUUCAACAACGCUUCAAGCUCUACAACAACAGUUCGAUUGGAGUGACACUGAAAAAUCACAUGCUCCAAUACCCUUAAAAACAAGACAUAGGUUUUGGAAAGAUUUGAGCCACCUGGACGACUGCAAUACGCGAUUUGUUUUGAUCGAAAAGAAUUUAGUUCGAGCCGAAAAACACAAGAAAGAUUUACGAAAAGAGGAAGAACAACAGAUUGCCGUUGGCUAUCGUUUUAGAAUGUUUGGAAAGGUAAAAGUACCUUCGCGUGUUCCUUCCAUGAGUAUAGAGAACUUACCUUCGGUUACAUCUCAAAACAAUUUACUUCAGGUAUCCCCUAACGGUAUGCUGAAAAGAAAGCCCUCAGAACGGGUUUUCAAAGCAAUAGAAGAGGCACCAAAAACAGAAGUAAUUGUGGACAUGCCAUUUGAUUUAUCUUUAAGCGAUUAUUUAAAAUUUGUACGAGAAAAACAGCCUCCGGAUGUGACAUCUCAAACAGAUGGUCCCGUCUCUCCGUCACCCAGAUUAACUUCCACUUCCAACAAUAUUUUCCUUAAUGAUACUACACCUAGAGGGGGAUCUCUUCUUACGAAACGAAAAACCGAAAACAAAUCAAAGGAAAUGAAAGAAGAAUAUACAAAAAAUCCUAACUUAUUCGAGAUGUUGCUUACUCUUGACAAAAAAACAAGAGAUCAAAUAGAUAGAGACCUUUUAAGAAAACAAAAAGAUUUGCCAAUGAAGAAACAAAGAUCUUCGUCGAUUUCUGAUAACAUAAUAUGCAACAUACCAUCUGUAUAUCAAAGUUUAUCAAAUUUUGGAAAGAUGAUACCAAAAGAUGCUUCCCUAAAUGAGUCUAUUCAAGUCUCAACUCCAGACGAGGAAGUCAUGAAAAGAAAAAGAUUGUCGAUUCGUAACAUGUCAAAGAAAUCAAUUUUACCAUCGAGGGGAAUUGAUCCUUCCAAUCCCUUGUUUUAUGUUUUCAGAGUAGGUUUAUUGAAUGAUGUAAUUCCGAGAUAA